UAGCAAUGGCAGAUGGUGGGACAGAUCCUGCUGUGUUCACCUCCAGCACUCUGCCCUCAGAUCCCCGCCUCCUUGCGACAGUGACCAAUGCCUACCUGGGCACCCGAGUUUAUAGGGACAUCCUCCAUGUGAACGGGGUGUAUAAUGGGGCAGUGGGGGACACUCACCGUGCCGAUGUCCCCAGCCCUGUCAACGUCAGAAUCAACGUGCCUGGUGAGGAUGGACUGACAGAGACCUUCACUUUGAACACCAGGACAGGGACUUUCAGCCACUUGCUUCAGUCGCCAGGUUACACCGCCACCCACAGGAUCUACGCCCACCACUCCCUCGUACACCUGCUGGCCUUCAGCAUCACCAUCAAGCGAUCGACUACCAAAGGCCCGCCAGUGACUGUGCAGCUCCAGAUGCAAUUCACGCCACAGAGCCGAGAUCUGGACUUGCACAAGGGGCAGGACUUCCAGGGAGUUCAAUAUAUCUAUGGGAAAACUUUGAUCCCCGAGGUGGAGGGGGCUCCCCAGCCCACGGUGCACAUGAUCUGGACUCCGGUGCCGCAGGCUGUGACCCUACCAGGGGAGGAGCAGGAGAGAACCUGGGAGUUCCUGACCGCCGUGGCAGAGAGUGAAGAGGAAGUGAAGAGGUGCUUUAGCGAAGGAACGUCCCUGAUUGCUGCUGGCUCCUUAUACUCCUCUCACACCCAGGCCUGGGCAGCACUCUGGAAAGGAUGCCGGGUCGAUGUAGAUGGGCCUCUCCCUUUGAGGCAGGCCCUGUAUGGAUGUCUCUAUUACCUACUGAGUGCAAUUCCUCCCCUGGAUUCUCCUGACUUCCUCUUCCAUGGAAUCAGCCCCGGUGGGUUAUCCAAUGGCACGCAGGGAGAAGACUACUGGGGGCACGUCUUCUGGGACCAGGACACGUGGGUAUACCCAAACAUCCUGUUAUUUUACCCUGAAGCAGCCCGAGCCAUCCUGAAGUACCGUAUUCGAGCACUAGGUGGAGCCCUGAAGAACGCCCAGGAGCAGGGAUACAAGGGUGCUAAGUUCCCUUGGGAGAGCGCAGCCACGGGCCAGGAAGUCUGCCCUGAAGAGAUUUAUGGAGCUCAAGAAGUUCACAUCAAUGGGGAUGUUUUGUUGGCAUUUGAGCAGUAUUAUCACGCCACACAGGACCAGAAGCUGUUCAGGGAGGAAGGAGCCUGGGACGUGGUCAGUAUGGUGGCUCAGUACUGGUGCAGCAGGGUGGUGUGGAGUCAGGAGGAGCAGUGCUACCACAUCAAAGGUGUCAUGCCCCCAGAUGAGUAUCACUACAGUGUCGAUAACUCUGUUUAUACCAACGCCGUGGCCCAGAGGAGCUUGAACUUUGCAGCCGACGUGGCCCGUGAUUUCCAGAUCCCUGUCCCUGAGGAGUGGCAGGAGGUUGCCAAGAAAGUCAAAGUGCCGUUUGAUGCAGCCAGGAACUACCAUCCAGAGUACGAUGGGUACAGCCCAGGUAAGCAGGUGAAACAAGCUGAUGUUGUCUUGCUCGGAUACCCAAUGAUGUAUCCCAUGAGCUCUGAAGUCCGAAGGAAUGACCUGGAGAUGUAUGAACCUGUCACUGAGCUGGAUGGGCCAGCCAUGACCUGGAGCAUGUUUGCGGUUGGCUGGAUGGAGCUGAAGGAGAUCCAGAGGGCGCAGAGUCAACUGAACAAGUGUUUCAACAACAUCACCGAGCCAUUCAAGGUCAGGCAGAUCUGGGUGGAGAACUCCGACGGGUCAGGAGCUGUGAAUUUCCUGACGGGCAUGGGGGGAUUCCUGCAGGCCAUCCUUUUCGGAUACACGGGGUUCAGGAUCACCAAGAGCAGCCUGAACUUCGACCCCAUAUGCCCGGACAACAUCAGCAAACUCAAAGUCACUGGAGUCUCUUAUCUUGGAAGCAAGUUGAACUUCACACUCACCAAAGAGAACGUUAGGAUAAAGGUGACAAAGUCCUCCCGUGACCCGCAGCUGGCCCCCCUGGAGGCUGUGCUGGUAGCAUCGGGGCAGCACAUUCCCUUGCCCGAAGGGCAGAGCGUCUCCUUCGCCACAGCUGCUGGCUGGAUCCAGAGAGCACCCACCGAGUCAUUUUAA
Messenger RNA from Emys orbicularis (European pond turtle), 2096 nucleotides. RefSeq names its product protein-glucosylgalactosylhydroxylysine glucosidase (gene PGGHG). Lineage: Eukaryota; Metazoa; Chordata; Testudines; Emydidae. The coding region runs from base 6 to 2096 and encodes 696 amino acids. Gene Ontology annotation, biological process: carbohydrate metabolic process. The record is from RefSeq and is a predicted model, not a curated record. The transcript has 13 exons. Gene Ontology annotation, molecular function: protein-glucosylgalactosylhydroxylysine glucosidase activity. Gene Ontology annotation, cellular component: cytosol.